This is a messenger RNA of Heterobilharzia americana, 1038 nucleotides long. The record is from the annotation of a GenBank genome assembly. Lineage: Eukaryota; Metazoa; Platyhelminthes; Trematoda; Strigeidida; Schistosomatidae.
AUGGAAAGGAAAUAUUCAUCGAGAAGCCAGUUGCCAGAAAUUGAUGAGGGACUAGAUUAUCAAUACAACACUGUAAACUGGCUUAUCAAAACAAAAGAACCGGCUUGUGUUGGAGGUGAUGCAAGGAAACAGCUUAGAUUUCUUCUUCUCAAACAAAGCGAACUUUCACGAUCAUUAUUUAACGAUAACGGUGUCUUCAAAGUCCCAUUUAGUGAUGCUGUGUUUGAGGAAGAUGGUUGUGCAGAGUACGCUUUUGAUUGGUUCCCCCCAUCUGAUCAAUCAGUAUUGCCUAAAAGUGUUGUAGUCUAUAUCCAUGGAGGGUUUUGGCAAGCUAUUGGAUGGAAAGAAUCCAGCCAUUGGGCUUUCCCAGUUACAAACGCUGGCAGUAUAUUUAUCUCCUUGGUUUACAGACUAGCACCUAAAGAGCAACUUGAAGUCAUGCCACAGCGUCUGUGUCUUGGAAUGCAGAAGGCUAUGAAUCUUACACAACAGAAGUUCAGUCAAUUACAUCAUACAGAACUCAAUAUCACUUUAGUAGGUCAUUCUGCAGGGGCUCAUUUGAUUCUUGAAAUGAUACAUUGGGCUCAGAUACAAUCGGUAUCAAAUAGAAAUUGGCUGUGUUGUUUGAAGAAUCUCAUUUUGAUCUCAGGCGUGUAUGACUUACGCCCAAUUAUUCAUACAUCUGUGAAUCAAGCAUUGAAACUGAGGUCAGUUGAAGAAGCUUGGUCUCGUAGUCCGAUCCGACAUUUUACGCAAGAUUCUCCAAAUACACUACUACAAAAACCACUACAUUGGCUUGUUGCUUGGGCGGAGUACGACUCACCAGCUAUGCAGCGGCAGUCUGAAGUUCUAGUUGAAUUACUGAAAAGUGCAUCAAACCGAAGCGAACAAACAACAUCCUCAAUGAAAUUCACUUAUGAAGUGUUUUACAUAACAAAUGAAGAUCAUUUCACAACUAUCCUGCAGCUUCAUAAUGGUCCAGAUAACAGCAGUAUGAUGAGAAAGAUCUUGGAGUUGAUUAUUGCAACCCAAAGUUGA